AUCUCCAAUUGACUCUUUGGGCAUUAUAGCCGAGCUCAACGUUCAUCCGCGACAAGUUUGAGUUUUUCGUACCUUUCGUGCAGGCGAGUUACACAUUUUUUUCGCUUUUCGCUAUUCGCUGCUCCAACACACACGAAAAAUUAUUAUUAAUAUUAACAAAACUACUGCAGAAAAUUCAAUGUGAUUUAAGUGAACAACAGCAAUAACAACAACAGCAACAACGCAAAAAGGUAAAAUACAAAAUACGACACACAAAACGAAAAAAUAAAAACGAAACGAAAAAAAGAAAGAAAAAGAAUUCGUUCGUUUCGCGUGUGCAUACGUAUGUGUGUGUGUGUGUGUGUAUUUGUGUGAGACUCCAUAUGUGUGUGAGUGCGACUCAGUCGCUCGAUGCGUAUCUGUGUGUGUGAGUUUCGAUGUGCGCUGCGCUUGUGUGCGUGAGCGCGCUGUAUUUGUAUUUGUGUGAGCCAAAACGAGACGCCAUCACAAAGCUGAGAAAUAAAAUUCAAAAUAAAAAUAGUGAUUAAUAACAAAAAAGCGCAAAGCGAAGCGAAGAACAACAACAAUAGCGACGACAGCAACAACACAAACAGUGCGAGAAAAAAGCGCGUAAAAUUAUAAAAAAAAAUACUUAAAACAAGCAACAAAAGAAAAAAGGCGCGCAGCACAAUGAAAAAUGUAUAAACUGUUAACUGAAGUGCAAAAGCAGAAACAGCAACAACAACAGCAACAACAAGAGUGCAAAGAAGAAGCAGCGCAGCAGCAGCAACAACAACAACAACAACAACAAAGAGACACAAAUGAACCGCGCAUCCGUCAGCGCCAGCCGCCCCCGCAUUCCCCUCGCCGCGCAGCCCGCUUCACUCCAGUGUUUCUCUCGUGUUCGUCGUGGCAAUUAAAAAGUUUUAUGCAAAAUACGCAAAUCAAAUGUUAAUGCUGUGACUUGUCACUGUCUGCGUACGCGAGUGUCGACUGUGUAUGUGUCUGUGUGUGUGUUCAAAAUGCACAAGCAGCCGCCAGCAACAACAGCAACUCCAACAGCAACAACAACAACAACGCAGCAGGCAACAAGAGCUUCGCUCAGUCGACAAACAGGCCAAGGAGUCGCGCAUUAGAAGCUCGAAAGCGCCCCCAAAGCACAAAGCCAGCAGCCACAAACGCAUACCACAGCAGCAGCAACAGCAACAGCAACAGCAGCACAAAAGUGGCGAAAGGUGCACCCACCAGCAGCAACAGCAACAACAACAGCAACAGCAACAAUCGCAGUCAACAAGUCAAAGCGACUGGCUUGCCUUACGUUCCACUUACGUGACGUUAACGUUUGUCUUACGUUAACGUAGUUAGUUGCCUUCCAGCCUAGCGUGCCAUAGAGAUCCUUACGAAUUGUAGUGCCAAUAUACAACAACAACAACAGCAACAGCAACCAAGCAACCAACAACAUACAUUUUUACCUGGCCCAGGCAUAUAUUAUACAUACAUACACAUACAUAAAUACCUAAUUACAACGACUAAAGCAACAACAACAACAACAACGACGAGAACGACGACGACGAGAAUAACACAGGGGCUACUUGUUGGGUUACCCAAGUUCCUUAGUGCCAUACAAAUGCAAUAUUGAAAACAACAACAACAACAACAACAACAACAACAGAAACAACGAUUGAAACUACAAACAACAACAGCUACAAUUGAAUCUACAACAACAAGUGCCUUCAUUGAGAACGUGAUAGUGAUAUUUAUAAUGUUUAUAUACUCGUAACAACAACAACCACAACAGCAACCACAACAGCAUCUUAAGCUUGCCAGCAACGAUAACAGAUAACAGAAACAACGAUAACGAUAACAACGAUAGAUGCUCAUAUGUUUUCGCCAAGCGACGCCAAGCUCAACACGCAACAAGUCUUCCAAUUAGCUCGUUAAGCAUACGCCCCACUGUACAACAAACGCAUCCCUUGUCUUGCCAUCGCGCUCAUCGCUGGCAGAGACAGGUUAGCGUCAUAGCAUCAUAUAAUGUCCACAUCCACAGCGACAACCAGCGUGAUCACGUCCAACGAACUAUCGCUUGCCGGCCACGCCCACGCGCACACGCACACGCACACCCACGCCCACAAUCAUCCACAUCUCCAGCAACAGCAGCAGCAACACUCACAACAACAGCAACAUCGCCUUGGUGUUGGGGUCAACGUUGGCAUCGGGGUUGGCAUCGGAGGCGUUGCGGGCUUAGGCGGCAUUGUUGGGGGUCAUCUUAGCGACGCUUCACUGUCGCCCAUCCAGCAGGGCGCAAACAUCGUCGCCAGCAGCAACAGUUCCCCGUUGGGUCAAAACGGUGUUCCACUUUUGACCACAAUGCAUCGAUCGCCGGACAGUCCGCAGCCCGAGUUGGCCACGAUGACGAACGUGAAUGUGCUUGAUCUGCACACCGAUUCCUCGAAGCUGUACGACAAGGAGGCGGUGUUCAUCUACGAGACACCCAAGGUGGUGAUGCCCCCGGAUGGCGGUGGCAAUCCUGGCGGUGGAUCGAAUGGCGGACACGAUGAUGGCGGUGGUCAGGUGAUUGAUGCUCGCAUUGCGGCACAGUUGAGCACACAGCAUUUGGCGCCGGCUCCGCAACAGACGGAACAUCAGCCGCUGGCCAAGAUCGAGUUCGAUGAGAAUCAAAUCAUACGCGUUGUGGGUCCCAAUGGGGAGCAACAGCAGAUCAUUUCGCGGGAGAUCAUCAAUGGGGAGCAUCACAUUCUGUCGCGCAACGAGGCGGGCGAACACAUUCUGACCCGCAUCGUCAGCGAUCCCUCGAAGCUGAUGCCGAAUGAUAAUGCGGUGGCCACCGCCAUGUACAAUCAGGCCCAGAAGCUGAACAAUGAGCAUCAGGGCGUCUAUCAGACGUCGCCGCUGCCUCUGGAUGCCUCGGUGCUGCACUAUGGCAACGAUAAUGUGAUCAAGACGGAGGCCGAGAUCUAUGAGGAUCACAAGAAACACGCUGCGGCCGCAGCGGCUGCUGCUGCUGGUGGCGGUGGCAAUGGCGGUGGUGGCUCCAUUAUCUACACCACCUCCGAUCCGAAUGGGGUGAAGCAAUUGCCACACUUGGCUGGUGUGCCACAGAAACUCGAUCCGGAGUUGUAUCAGCCGGACAAGCACAUCGAUCUGAUCUACAACGAUGGCAGCAAGACGGUCAUCUAUUCCACCAGCGAUCAGAAGGGACUCGAGAUCUAUUCGGGUUCGGACAUUAGCAGUCUCGUCUCCGACGGUCAGGUUGUCGUCCAGGCGGGAUUGCCUUAUGCCACCACAACGAGUGCUACGGGACAACCGGUCUACAUCGUUGCCGACGUCGAGGAGCAUCUGCAGGGCAAUGCGAGCAGCGCCGGCAAAUUAAAUGGCCAGACCACACCUAUCGAUGUCUCUGGCCUAUCGCAAAAUGAAAUUCAAGGCUUUCUGCUUGGUUCACACCCCUCAUCGUCGGCGACCACAACCGGCGUGGUGUCCACCACAACCAUCUCGAAUCAGCAGCAGCAGCAGCAACAGCAGCAACAUCAACAACAGCAGCAGCAACAACAACAGCAACAGCACCAACAACAGCAUCCCAGCGAUAUUGUAACCAUCACCACGGCGGGUGUGGGGAGUGCGGGCUCAAUUGUCUCCGCUGCCGUUCAACAGCAGCAGCAACAGCAACAACAACAACAGCAGCAGCAGCUGCUGAGCAUCAAACGAGAACCCGAAGACUUGAGCAAGGAUCCCAAGAAUGGCAACAUUGGCGCCGUCGCAGCCAAUGGCGGCACCGUGAUAACGCAGAAGAUAUUGCGCGUGGAUGCCAACCAAACAGAGGCACAACAACAACAAGAAACUAACCUUAAAUCAGCUGCAACAAGUGCAACAGCAACCGAAGCAGCUACAACAACAACAGCAUCUAGUCCCGCCAGAUCAUCGACAGCAGAUCUAGAGAUGUAUGCUUCCACGGGCGGCACACAGAUUUAUCUACAGACCUCACACCAGAGCACAACUGGCCCCACACAGCAGCAGAGCUCGUUGCAAGCCCAAAGUCCCAGCCCCGGACCGUACAUAACAACCGAUAGCUAUGGCAUGUAUACGGCCACCCGACUGCCGCCCGGUCCCCCGCCCACAACGACCUUCAUAACGGAGCCCUACUAUCGGGAAUACUUUGCCCCCGAUGGCCAAGGUGGCUACGUUCCCGCCGGCUCAGCGCGCAGUCUCUACGGCGAGGAUGUUUCCGUCUCGGCGGCCACACAGGCGCAGCCCGUGGGCGGGGUUUAUGAGGCGCGUUUCACCAGCAAUGCACCGACCACAACCACAGUGCUUACCAGCAGUAAUGCACACCAUCACAGUCAGCAACAGCAGCAACAGCAGCAGCAACAACAACAACAGCAGCAGCAACAACAGCAACAGGAUACGGGCAAAAAUGGCAGCACGCCGUUGUAUGCCAAGGCCAUAACGGCAGCGGGUCUAACGGUGGAUUUGCCGAGUCCCGAUUCGGGAAUUGGCACGGAUGCCAUAACGCCGAGGGAUCAGAAUCACAUACAGCAGUCCUUUGACUACACGGAACUCUGCCAGCCGGGCACGCUGAUCGAUGCCAAUGGCAGCAUACCCGUCUCGGUGAACAGCAUCCAGCAGCGGACUGUGGUCCACGGCAGUCAGAAUAGUCCAACCACAUCGCUGGUGGAUACCAGCACAAAUGGCUCAACACGCUCGAGGCCCUGGCACGAUUUCGGACGUCAAAACGAUGCUGAUAAAAUUCAAAUACCAAAAAUCUUCACAAAUGUCGGCUUUCGAUAUCAUCUGGAGAGCCCGAUUAGUUCGUCGCAGAGGCGUGAGGACGAUCGCAUCACCUACAUCAAUAAGGGACAGUUCUAUGGCAUCACCUUGGAGUAUGUGCACGAUGCGGAAAAGCCAAUCAAGAAUACAACAGUUAAGAGUGUGAUCAUGUUAAUGUUUCGCGAGGAGAAGAGCCCCGAAGAUGAGAUAAAGGCCUGGCAAUUCUGGCACAGUCGUCAGCAUUCCGUGAAGCAAAGAAUCUUGGAUGCAGACACAAAGAACUCGGUUGGUCUCGUUGGCUGCAUUGAGGAAGUGUCGCACAAUGCCAUCGCCGUCUAUUGGAAUCCGCUCGAGAGCUCUGCCAAGAUCAACAUUGCCGUACAGUGUCUCAGCACGGACUUUAGCAGUCAAAAAGGUGUCAAGGGUCUGCCGCUGCACGUUCAGAUCGAUACGUUCGAGGAUCCACGAGAUGCGACAGUCUUCCAUCGGGGCUACUGUCAGAUAAAGGUCUUCUGCGAUAAGGGUGCGGAACGCAAGACGCGCGAUGAGGAGCGACGUGCCGCAAAGCGCAAGAUGACAGCAACUGGACGCAAGAAGCUGGAUGAGCUCUAUCAUCCGGUGACGGAUCGCUCCGAGUUCUAUGGCAUGCAGGAUCUGGCCAAGCCCCCGGUGCUCUUCUCGCCCGCCGAGGACAUUGAGAAGGUAACAACAACAACAACAACAACUAGCGCUAGCUCUAGCAUGCCACCAGUUGAAGAACAAACGUUACACUCAAUUGCUUAUGCUCCACAGAGCUUCUAUGGCCACGAGACUGACUCGCCGGAACUGAAAGGCGCCUCACCGUUCUUGUUGCACGGCCAAAAGGUUGCCACGCCCACGCUCAAAUUCCACAAUCAUUUUCCGCCCGACAUGCAGACUGACAAGAAGGAUCACAUAUUGGAUCAGAGCAUGUUAACCAGCACUCCCAUGUCCGACUUUGGGCCACCGAUGAAACGGGGACGAAUGACGCCGCCAACCACGGAGCGUGUCAUGCUCUAUGUGCGGCAGGAGAACGAGGAGGUCUACACGCCCCUUCAUGUGGUGCCGCCCACCACAAUUGGCCUGCUCAAUGCGAUUGAAAACAAAUACAAAAUCUCAACAACGAGCAUAAAUAACAUUUAUCGCACAAAUAAGAAGGGGAUUACGGCGAAAAUUGAUGAUGAUAUGAUAUCUUUCUACUGCAACGAGGACAUCUUCUUGCUGGAGGUGCAACAAAUCGAGGAUGACCUGUACGAUGUGACGCUCACGGAGCUGCCCAAUCAGUAGUCGCGUGCUCUCAAAAUCAACACUUUCCCCUCCCCCCAAACACACACACACACGCACACAUACACACUCAAAAAUGUGGACACAAUUUUGCUAACAAAAAAGUUGUUUCAAUAAGCCAUUUAUAUACAUAUAUAGAAAUGUUAAGUUUAGUCCUUAGAGCAGCGUAAUAUGUCUAUCGAUAACGAUAACGAUAACUGAAAACUGAACAAAAAUCGAGAACAAAUUCGGCGGCGAUAACAAAAUGUUUAGCUGUACUUAUUAUGUAUAUGCAUGAUAUUUGUUUUUUUUAUACAUAUAUAUCUGUUAUUUUAGUAACAAUGAGAUUACAACAAUUCUUUAACAAAUUUCAAUGCUGUAAUUAAGUGAAAUUAUUCAGAUACAUCAGAUAGAUAUAUCUAUACCCAUAUAUAUAUAUAUAUAUAUACAAUACAUAUACACGUAUCUAUGCGUAUGUCUUAAGUAAAUUUACAAAACAAGAAUAGAGUGCAAAAUGUCUGUCCAGUAAAACGUAAGUUCGCUCUUCCCCCCGCUCCCUUUAGCUAGACCAUAGGUCCCGCCCUCCCCCUCAAAAAAAAAGAACUCCCCUUACUUUGCUCCCCAUACUCUAUUAAAAUAUAUAUGUUUAUCUUUAUCUAUAUGCUAACUGAUAAAUCAAGCUAAUGAAUUGUACUCGUCUUAAGUCAACAUUUUUAUUAUUGUUAAAUAUACAAAACAACACAACAAUUUGUAAUAUUUUUUUUCAAAAAAAACUAAAACCUUCCUCCCCCCUCCCCUUGAUCGUUUGUUCUACGCCCAUGCCCUAUUGCCCUUUGACCUUGUUAUUUGUGGCUAUACAUAUAUAUAAUGUUGAAAUAUCUAGGAUCUCUGCUUAAUGAAAACAAAAAAGAAGCAAGUUAAUUAAUUAAUUCGUUAAUUAAUGUCGAAUGUUUGCCUCCCAAAUGCCUAGAACAAAACGAGAAGAAUGAAAAGAUAACAAAAUAAGAAUUGUUAACGAAAUGGUAAAAAAACAAAACAAAAAACCACACUUUAAAGUAAUUAAAUUGUAGUUAAUUAAGUCGCUCUGCAAUAAAACAUGUUGAUACAAAUCUUAAUUAAGUCCAAGUUAAGGCAAGAAACAAAAAAACGAAAAACAAAAAACAAAAAAAAAACAUAAACUAAAAAUGGAAAAAAGAAACAAAAAACAA
Molecule: messenger RNA, 7253 nt
Organism: Drosophila albomicans
Lineage: Eukaryota; Metazoa; Arthropoda; Insecta; Diptera; Drosophilidae
Gene: grh
Product: protein grainyhead
Exons: 15
Coding region: 2011-6069 (1352 amino acids)
Biological process (GO): regulation of transcription by RNA polymerase II
Cellular component (GO): nucleus
Molecular function (GO): DNA-binding transcription activator activity, RNA polymerase II-specific; RNA polymerase II cis-regulatory region sequence-specific DNA binding
Source: RefSeq, a predicted model, not a curated record